UCUGGGUAACCUGGGAAGCAGAGGGCAAUAGUGGCGCCUUAAGAUAACCCUGUAGAGCAGCCGCGGUGGUGGCCAAAGGAAGCUGCUCGGGCCACAAGCAGCUGUAGGAGUCUGUGGGGCGAUUGGAGUGACCGACGCCAAGGCGGUUCAGUGCCUCUCGUGUUCUUAUUUUUUAACCUCUGACUAUGCAAUUCUGAAACCUCCCCCAUUCGGGGGACCAGACAGCCCGAUAGACACCUUCCACUCUCCUCCCGCCCUGGUCUCAAGAACAGAAGGAUCUCUCCCUAACGCCUUUCACCAUUAAGAGGAAAGCGAUGGAGGAGCUGAGCGCUGAUGAGAUCCGACGGAGGCGCCUUGCACGACUUGCUGGUGGACAGACCUCCCAGCCGACCACCCCGCUCACCUCGCCCCAGAGGGAGAACCCUCUGGGGCCUCCCAUAGCAGCAUCAGCCCCAGGCCCCUCCCAGAGCCUUGGUCUCAGUGUCCACAACAUGACCCCAGCUACCUCCCCAAUAGGUGCAUCAGGAGUAGCGCAUCGAAGCCAGAGCAGUGAAGGAGUCAGUUCUCUCAGCAGCUCGCCCUCCAAUAGCCUUGAAACCCAGUCUCAGUCUCUCUCACGUUCCCAGAGCAUGGAUAUCGAUGGCGUCUCUUGUGAAAAAAGCAUGUCCCAGGUGGAUGUGGAUUCAGGAAUUGAAAACAUGGAGGUUGAUGAAAACGAUCGAAGAGAAAAGAGGAGCCUCAGCGAUAAGGAGCCUUCCUCGGGUUCAGAAGUGUCCGAAGAGCAGGCCUUGCAGCUGGUCUGUAAGAUCUUCCGUGUCUCCUGGAAGGACCGGGACAGAGAUGUCAUCUUUCUUUCUUCUCUUUCUGCACAAUUUAAGCAGAACCCAAAAGAAGUGUUCUCUGAUUUUAAGGACUUGAUUGGCCAGAUUUUAAUGGAAGUGCUAAUGAUGUCUGCUCAGACCAGAGAUGAAAACCCCUUUGCCAGUCUGACGGCCACGUCUCAGCCAAUUGCAGCGGCAGCUUGGUCACCAGACAGAAAUCUCAUGCUCGCUACCGGCUCCAACCCAGGAACUAGCCCCAUGUUCUGCGGCGCGGGGUCCUUCGGCGCCAGCUCUUUCUCGAGCCUCUAUGAAACUAGCCCAGCUCCCAGUUCAAGUUUCUGGAGCGCGGCGCCAGUGAUGAGUCCGUCCUUUGCCUCCUCCCCUGCCCGUGCAGCCAGCCUGAUGGCUGGGCCUGCCACUUCCCUCGGCCCCCAUGCCGCGGCUCCUGGGUCUGCCGCAGGAAGCCAGCCCUCAUCUCCACGGUAUCGCCCCUACACCGUCACCCACCCGUGGGGGUCUUCAACUUCUCCUAUCCCGCGGUCCCCCGGCAUCUCCAUUCUGUCCAGCUCGCCCAGCCUCCCCGCCCUCGCUAGUAGCCUUCAAGCGGUGCCCGCCAGCUCUCCCAGACAGAGACCCAGCAGCCUAGGGCCACCUUCCCUGGCCGCAUCGCCCAGUGCCGCAAGCAGACGUCCCUCAGCUCUAAGGAUCUCUCCUAGUUUGGGAGCCUCUGGUGGGGCAAGUACCUGGGAUUCCUACAGUGACCAUUUCACCAUUGAGACCUGCAAGGAGACAGACAUGCUGAACUACCUCAUCGAGUGUUUUGACCGAGUUGGGAUAGAGGAAAAAAAAGCACCAAAGACGUGCAGCCAGCCGGCGGUCAGCCAGCUUCUGAGCAACAUCCGCUCGCAGUGCAUAUCCCAUACUGCGCUAGUCCUGCAAGGUUCCCUCACGCAGCCAAGGUCCAUGCAGCAGCCGUCCUUCCUGGUGCCGUAUAUGCUGUGCAGGAAUCUCCCGUAUGGCUUCAUGCAGGAGCUGGUGCGGACCACUCACCAGGAUGAAGAAGUGUUCAAGCAGAUCUUUAUCCCCAUUUUACAAGGCCUGGCCCUCGCUGCCAAAGAGUGCUCCCUCGAUAGUGACUACUUCAAGUACCCCCUCAUGGCUUUAGGUGAGCUUUGUGAAACCAAGUUUGGGAAGACCCACCCUGUGUGCAAUUUGGUGGCUUCUUUGCCGUUGUGGUUGCCUAAAUCCUUAAGCCCCGGCUCUGGGCGGGAGCUGCAGAGACUGUCCUACCUGGGGGCUUUCUUCAGCUUCUCGGUCUUUGCAGAAGACGAUGCUAAGGUGGUUGAAAAAUAUUUCUCAGGGCCCGCCAUUACCCUGGAGAACACUCGUGUGGUCAGCCAGUCACUGCAGCAUUACCUGGAGCUGGGAAGGCAAGAGCUUUUCAAGAUUCUGCACAGUAUUCUGUUAAACGGCGAAACCCGUGAGGCUGCUCUCAGUUACAUGGCAGCCGUCGUCAACGCCAACAUGAAGAAAGCACAGAUGCAGACAGAUGAUAGAUUGGUAUCUACGGACGGAUUCAUGCUGAAUUUCCUUUGGGUGCUGCAGCAGCUAAGUACAAAGAUCAAGUUAGAGACGGUGGACCCCGCGUAUGUACUCCACCCAAGGUGCCGGAUCACUCUCCCUAAUGAUGAGACGAGAGUGAACGCGACAAUGGAGGACGUGAACGACUGGCUGGCGGAGCUGUAUGGAGAUCAGCCUCCAUUUUCUGAGCCGAAAUUCCCUACAGAAUGCUUUUUUCUUACCCUGCACGCCCACCACCUCUCCAUUCUGCCAAGCUGCCGUCGCUACAUCCGCAGACUCCGGGCCAUCCGGGAGCUCAAUAGAACCGUGGAAGACCUGAAAAACAAUGAAAGCCAAUGGAAAGAUUCCCCGCUGGCAACUAGACACCGCGAGAUGCUGAAGCGCUGCAAAACUCAGCUUAAGAAACUGGUACGGUGCAAGGCCUGUGCUGACGCUGGUUUACUUGAUGAGAGCUUUCUGAGAAGAUGUUUGAAUUUUUAUGGCCUUCUCAUCCAGCUGCUGCUCCGCAUCCUGGACCCCGCCUAUCCCGAUAUAACACUGCCUUUAAACUCAGAUGUCCCCAAGGUAUUUGCAGCAUUGCCUGAGUUUUAUGUAGAAGAUGUUGCUGAAUUUUUAUUUUUUAUUGUACAAUACUCUCCUCAGGUGCUUUAUGAACCCUGUACUCAGGACAUUGUGACGUUCCUUGUUGUGAUGUUGUGUAACCAGAACUACAUCCGAAAUCCAUAUCUGGUGGCCAAACUGGUAGAAGUCAUGUUUAUGACCAACCCUGCUGUUCAGCCACGAACCCAGAAGUUUUUUGAAAUGAUCGAAAACCAUCCUCUCUCCACCAAAUUGUUGGUCCCUUCACUGAUGAAGUUUUAUACAGACGUUGAGCACACCGGAGCCACCAGUGAGUUCUACGACAAGUUCACCAUCCGCUAUCACAUCAGCACCAUUUUUAAAAGCCUUUGGCAAAACAUAGCUCACCAUGGCACCUUCAUGGAGGAGUUCAAUUCGGGGAAGCAGUUCGUCCGCUACAUAAACAUGCUGAUAAAUGACACGACGUUUCUGCUCGAUGAAAGUCUGGAGUCUCUGAAGCGAAUCCACGAAGUGCAGGAAGAGAUGAAGAACAAAGACCAGUGGGACCAGCUGCCCCGGGAUCAGCAGCAAGCCCGUCAGUCCCAGCUGGCUCAGGACGAGCGUGUGUCCCGCUCCUAUCUUGCCCUGGCAACAGAAACCGUGGACAUGUUCCAUAUCCUCACGAAGCAGGUCCAGAAGCCCUUCCUCAGGCCGGAACUUGGACCCCGAUUGGCCGCAAUGCUGAACUUUAAUCUUCAGCAACUCUGUGGCCCCAAGUGCCGUGACCUGAAAGUUGAAAACCCCGAGAAGUACGGCUUUGAACCAAAGAAGCUGUUGGACCAACUGACGGAUAUUUACCUGCAGCUGGACUGUGCCCGGUUUGCCAAAGCCAUUGCCGACGACCAGAGAUCCUACAGCAAAGAGUUGUUUGAAGAAGUGAUCUCGAAGAUGCGGAAGGCCGGGAUCAAAUCGACCAUAGCAAUCGAGAAGUUUAAGCUCCUGGCGGAGAAGGUGGAGGAGAUCGUGGCCAAGAACGCACGCGCGGAAAUCGACUACAGCGACGCCCCCGACGAGUUCAGAGACCCUCUGAUGGACACCCUGAUGACCGACCCCGUGCGGCUGCCGUCCGGCACCAUCAUGGACCGCUCCAUCAUCCUGCGGCACUUGCUCAACUCCCCCACAGACCCCUUCAACCGGCAGACGCUGACCGAGAGCAUGCUGGAACCAGUGCCAGAAUUGAAAGAACAGAUUCACGCCUGGAUGAGAGAGAAACAAAACAGUGAUCACUAAACCGUCCCCGUGCCCACCCUCCGCGAGACACAGCCAAGGCCGGCCAGGCAGGCGGGAGCAGCAUCGGCGGUGGAGACGCCCUUCGAUGCUUUUCAGCCCCGCCGGGCAGGAGACGCCAAGAGCCCCCACCCCCCUCCCCCAGAGUGACCAGACGGUGGAGACCUUCGAGGACAUGGACGGCAAGAGGAACCCCAUUCCUGUACAUAUAUUUAAGUGACACACGUGGUCAAAAGCUUGAGGGACACACUUUACGAUUGCUUGUGUAAUAAAGCUCGUCUUCCUAUGUCACCAUUUGGGGCUUUUGCAACGGAAGUCUUUUAGCGAUUGAUGACCAGUGGGUCUGGGCAGCAUCCCAAGUUCAUCUCCCCCCACCCCCACCCCAAGCCCAAUAUCCAUUGAUUUGAUUGUGAUUAGAGAACCUUGGACAUUUUGCUGCUAAAGAAUCCUUCCCCCUCCUCCUCCCUUCCUGACCCGACUUGCACUGCUGUGGAUUUUUUUAAGAGAAGCAAAAACAAAAAAUAUACUCCUUCCCCCCGGCCCUCCAGACAUAUACUCUGUGAGAGAACCGUGCCUGCGACAAAGUGUUAAUCCUGGGAUCGUAUUUUUAUAUCAUAUUCACAUAUUUGUUUUUUUUAAUUGGUGUUAGAUGACAUGAUUAAUAAAAAAGGCAAGAUAUUUUCAGAAUUCGAAUUUCAGUUUUUAUUUUUUUUUUCUUUUGAAAUGUCCCUUUAAAGUUUUUUUAUUCUAAACAAAAUGAAGAGAACCUGUUGCUCUGGUCCUUGGCAUAGGCCUCUCGUAGGAGCCCGAGGAGCAGCUGCAGGGCAGGAAAAAGUAUUCACAUAUAUCAGGAUUUUUACAAGACUUACGGUUUUGGGGGGAGGCGCACGCCGGGGGGGGGUGGCAGUUCCAAACCGUUACAGUUAUCCUAAGAGGGAAAAGAAAUUCCUCAACUCCGGAGUCUGUGAGUUCGAGGAAGGGGGUCAUCUAUAAGACGUAUCCUUUGGGGCUUGCCCUUACCAAAGCAAAAAUGGGGCACAGGAAACGGGGACGCGUGUCUCCCUGUAAACACACACAGACACACCCACACACGCACAGAACCAUAAGACUUUUUGUAUUACUGCUCCCGACUUCAACAUACUUGAAUUCUCGCAUUUCCUGUGGGUUAAAAAAGGAUCUGAAACCAUAAAGUGUUUUGAGGAAAUUAAGCUACGAGAACAGACUUUCUUUUUUUCCUUUUUCCUCCCCCUCCACAGACAAUGUCCUCUGUUCGAUUCCUAACGCAAACUACAAUAAAUGGUGAUACGCAUUCAGAAGGAA
Molecule: messenger RNA, 5567 nt
Organism: Enhydra lutris kenyoni (northern sea otter)
Lineage: Eukaryota; Metazoa; Chordata; Mammalia; Carnivora; Mustelidae
Product: ubiquitination factor E4B
Exons: 28
Coding region: 315-4250 (1311 amino acids)
Biological process (GO): protein polyubiquitination
Cellular component (GO): cytoplasm; ubiquitin ligase complex; nucleus
Molecular function (GO): ubiquitin-ubiquitin ligase activity
Source: RefSeq, a predicted model, not a curated record